Molecule: messenger RNA, 943 nt
Organism: Drosophila montana
Lineage: Eukaryota; Metazoa; Arthropoda; Insecta; Diptera; Drosophilidae
Product: microtubule-associated protein RP/EB family member 1-like
Exons: 2
Coding region: 163-738 (191 amino acids)
Biological process (GO): spindle assembly; regulation of microtubule polymerization or depolymerization; protein localization to microtubule
Cellular component (GO): spindle midzone; microtubule plus-end; microtubule organizing center
Molecular function (GO): microtubule plus-end binding
Source: RefSeq, a predicted model, not a curated record
UACUACACAUUUUAAUUAAUAUUUGUUUUUUUUUGUUUUACUAUUUUUUCGUUUUUGGUUAGUAAUAGAACUAAAUUGUAAUUAGCAUAAACUCCCACUGAUCAAAUUCUUUCAAAACAAGCCGUCUCCUCGGAGACCUGGUGGCAUUUUUGGUGGUAAGACAUGGCGGUGAGCAAUGUGAUCAACGUGAUCUCCACAAACAAUACCAAACCGACCUGGUCCCGCCAGGCCAUACUGACCUGGUGCAACAAGUGCCUGAGCAGCGAUAUACAGAAAAUCGAGGAUCUCUGCACGGGAGCAGCCUAUUGCUGCCUGCUGGAUAUACUGUUUCCCGAUAGCGUCAAUUUGCGCAAAGUGAAGUUCAUCAGCAACCAGGAGAUCGAUUAUAUUAACAAUCUGAUAAUGCUGCAGCAAUGCUUUACCAAGUUGAAGAUCAACAAGAGCAUACCCAUUUAUAAGCUGGUCAAGGGUAAAUUUCAGGAUAACUACGAGUUCGCCAUCUGGUUUCGCCUGUUCUACGAUGCCAAUUUCACCAAAAUGCCCGACGGCUAUAAUGCCAUCGAGAAGCGCAACAAUCAGCCACUGACCAAGGAGCUGGCCCAGAAGAUCCGACGCAGUCGCACCGCCACCACGUUGACGCCCAAGCUGCCCGUUCGCCGGCGCAGCCGUACCCACGAGCCGACCAUGGAGGAGCCGGUGCUUGCAAUCGCCACGAGCGCAAGCCGUCAGCGCAUUUAGAGUCCGGAUUCAGAUGUACAUCGAUUGACUGUGUUGCCAUUCCAUUGUUUUUGUGUGUAUUUAAUGUUGGUCUCUGGCAAUUUUGGCACUUAGUAGCAUAUAUUGGGUACAUUUCGGCAGGAAAAGCUUUUUCCAAAUUGUAAAACAAGUUUGGGCUUAGCAACAAAAACAUAUCCAUUAAAUAUAUAUUUUGUUUAACAAUCAA